This is a messenger RNA of Funneliformis geosporum, 486 nucleotides long. Lineage: Eukaryota; Fungi; Glomeromycota; Glomeromycetes; Glomerales; Glomeraceae. The record is from the annotation of a GenBank genome assembly.
AUGUUGGAACCAAAAAAUUACGACUUAUUUUCUUCUCAAGAACCAUUAAGACCUAUGAGACCUUAUAGACCCUACGGUAGAGAAAGAACCGUAAGAUAUCAAAGAUAUACGAGACCUGCCGAACAUAACGAAAGAAUGUUUAGAGGAGGUAUGAGAGGGGCAAGAGGUUCAUGGGGUUGGAGAGAAUAUGGUACGAGAGGGAGAGGUUUAAGAGACGAAUUUGGUUUGAGAGGAAGAGGAGGAGGUAUGCGGGGUGACUGGAGAUUUAGAAGGAGAGAAAUUAGAGAAGAUUGGGGUAUUAGAGAAAGAAUUUCGUAUGGUGAAGUAGGUUUGAGAGAAAGAAGAAUUAGAGAUGAUUUUGGCUUCAGGGGAAGAGGCAUGAAUAUGAGGGGUAUGCGAGGAGGAAGAGGAUUAAAUGCGAGAGGUUUAGGUAUCCCAAGGGGGCCAAGAGGAUAUAGUCCGAGAGGAAGGGAUGGAAGAAGGUAA